CCCCAAAGCUAUGCUGAGUAAUGGAAUGCCAGGUCGCCACCAGUUUGAGUUCAACGACGUUGCUAACAAAUGCAAUUCGGAUGAUCGCAUAGAUUCUAUGUCUGCAUAAGGCUAGACAUCUUGUAUGGCAACUAAGAGUUGUCUUUCCUUGAGGUUGUGUCUUUGUGACAGGUAUAGACUGCCAUGAGUUCCACCCCGUCUUCCAACAAGAAAGAGUUUCAGUGCAACUAUUGUUACCGAGACUUUCGCCGUCUCGAGCACUUGCAACGGCAUACCAGAAGACAUACUCAUGAGAAACCGUUCAAUUGCCCAUGUGGAGCCGAAUUCUCCAGACGCGAUCUUCUGAAACGUCAUGAACGUAUUAUACAUGGAGAGUUCAAGGGGAAUACCCUUGCAAGCUCCCUUCCAGGAGAAAGAGCUACAGCAUGCAGCUCCCAUUCUGAGUCUCAGGGUCCUCGUGUUGUCCGGCGCAAUGCCGACCAGUUGACUCCCGAGUCGUUGCAGCGCUCUAGUUCCCAGGCAUUGACCGGACGGCCUGUUAUGUGAGUAUACUGACAGUUUUGAUGGGUAUUCAAAACAACAAUUA
Aspergillus brunneoviolaceus CBS 621.78 is the source of this 586-nucleotide messenger RNA. RefSeq lists its product as uncharacterized. Gene Ontology annotation, cellular component: chromatin. Lineage: Eukaryota; Fungi; Ascomycota; Eurotiomycetes; Eurotiales; Aspergillaceae. Bases 184 to 546 code for a protein of 120 amino acids. Gene Ontology annotation, biological process: regulation of transcription by RNA polymerase II. The transcript is spliced from 2 exons. Gene Ontology annotation, molecular function: DNA-binding transcription factor activity, RNA polymerase II-specific; RNA polymerase II cis-regulatory region sequence-specific DNA binding. The record is from RefSeq and is a predicted model, not a curated record.